Molecule: messenger RNA, 176 nt
Organism: Amoebophrya sp. A25
Lineage: Eukaryota; Dinophyceae; Syndiniales; Amoebophryaceae
Source: the annotation of a GenBank genome assembly
GAUGGCCGUGCAAAAGUGGAAAGAAACAACUUCGCAACAACAUCAUAUCUUGCAUACUCCUCUCCGCAGAAACCUCACGUGUCGCUUGCGCAGGACGUGGCAAGUGCCGCUGAGUGGCCUGGCUUAGAAGCUCUGGAGAAACAGGGUCCACCAGAAGCAAAUCCAAAGAAGCAGGA